Messenger RNA from Aspergillus welwitschiae, 1252 nucleotides. Its product is annotated as putative ABC transporter. The coding region runs from base 251 to 1096 and encodes 281 amino acids. The transcript has 2 exons. Lineage: Eukaryota; Fungi; Ascomycota; Eurotiomycetes; Eurotiales; Aspergillaceae. Gene Ontology annotation, molecular function: ATP binding; ATP hydrolysis activity. The record is from RefSeq and is a predicted model, not a curated record.
GGGUCUUAUCGCUUCUCUUCCAUUUCCUCUUCUUCCUUUCUUUUUCUUCUCUCGUUGAGUCUUGACGAAUUUGCAGUCUUCGUUUCUCUGCCUUUUGAUUAUAGAUCUUCGUUUAAAUCGGUUACUAUUAAUUAGAUACGACGACGUCGACUGGAGUAACUCACACUACUAGAUAGAUAAGAGCAGUCUGCUAUUCUUCUAUCACUUGACUUUCCCCUCAUCUUUGUUUGCGCUCUUCGCAUCUCUCAUCAUGACAGACAACAACGCCCCUUCCCCCUCAAUUGAGGUCAAGAACCUAUCCUUCAAGUUCCCCGACGGUUCUCCCGGCUUGACCGACGUCAAUCUCCAAGCCCCCGCCGGCAGUCGAACCCUACUUAUUGGAGCCAAUGGCGCAGGCAAGACCACCCUCCUCCGCCUCCUAGCAGGCAAACGUCUAGCUCCUACAGACACCAUCACCGUAGCAGGCAAAGACCCCUUCAAGGACGGCCUGGAAGGCGUAACCUACCUCGGCAUGGAAUGGGUUCUCAACAACAUCGUCCGCACCGACAUCGACGUCCCUACCCUCCUCGCCUCCGUCGGCGGCAACGCAUACCCUGACCGCCGGGAUGAACUCGUCGACAUCCUAGACAUCGAUCUCCGCUGGCGCAUGCAUGCCGUUUCGGACGGCGAACGUCGCCGCGUCCAGCUAGCUAUGGGCCUCCUCCGGCCCUGGCAAGUCCUCCUUCUGGAUGAAAUCACCGUCGAUUUGGACCUCCUCUCUCGCUCCAAUUUCCUGGCCUUUCUUAAGCGUGAGACUGAGACCAGACCCUGUACUAUCGUCUAUGCGACCCAUAUCUUGGAUAACUUGUCGCUGUGGCCUACGCAUCUUGUCCAUAUGCAUUUGGGAAGCGUGCGUCAGUGGGGUCCCAUUGAGAAGUUCCGCGAAGAGGUUAAGGAGACCUCCGAAAAUAGUCAGCUCGGUGAGCUUGUGCUGAAAUGGCUCAAAGAGGACUUGCAUUCUAGGGGUCCGAGAAAUGGGUCCACCAGUCAGGCUAAGACUUACCCGUCGCUGGAGGGUUUGGGCGGGUAUGGCUUGGAAAAGCGGCCUGCUGCGUGAUGACAUGCGAGUGCGCCUCUCCUCAAUCCCAUCUGCUUUUUCACCUGUUUCAUCUGCUCUUAUUAAGUUCUUUCUUUGGCAUCGUUCAACAUGAUUGGUUCAACAACCACUAUACUGGAUAUGCAUGGCAGGGGUUCGGAGCAUCAUUCAACUAUU